Mytilus californianus (California mussel) is the source of this 2280-nucleotide messenger RNA. RefSeq names its product heat shock 70 kDa protein 12A-like. Gene Ontology annotation, molecular function: ATP-dependent protein folding chaperone; ATP binding. The coding region runs from base 440 to 2086 and encodes 548 amino acids. The record is from RefSeq and is a predicted model, not a curated record. NCBI's taxonomy places the organism in Eukaryota, Metazoa, Mollusca, Bivalvia, Mytilida, Mytilidae. The transcript is spliced from 7 exons.
ACUGCUUGGUGACGUGUCUUCUCAAAAGAUGUGUAUAUACCUAUCUACAUACAAAUUUACUUCCUCUUUUCUUACAUUACGCAAGAUCAUAGGUGAUGAUAGGGCAAUGACACGACACGAUAUUAAAACAGAAAAGGAUAGCAACUUUUAAAAAUGGAAUGUAUCAAGGAGAUACUUCAUUGAACUAGAUUUUGAAAAGAGGGACUGCAGUUUACAGGAGAAGUAGAAGAGGAAAAAUGUCGAGAUCAUUAAAUAAAAUUUUGGACAUGAACGGACCAGACAACGAGGAUUAUUAUUCUAUUUUACAGCAUCAAAAAGUAAAUCAACAGAAAAAAGUGAUUUCAAGUUGGUUGCAGCUAUCGAUUUUGGAACAACAUUUUCAGGGUAUGCAUUUUCAUCAAAAGAUGACUACAAGAGCAAUCCUCUUCUAGUGUAUGCUAUGGUGUGGCCAAAUGAAGUCUACCAAGCAUCGAAAACAUCGACCACUAUUUUGUUAGAUGCAGACAAAAAGUUUCAUUCUUUUGGAUUUCAAGCUGAGACAGAUUAUGCGAGUCUUGCACAGGAUGACAAACACAGUGACUGGUAUUACUUUCGUAGAUUUAAAAUGGUCCUCUACGAGAACGUGAAUAUUGAUAUGGAUAUGAUGUUAAAAGAUGAAACCGGCAAAGAAAUGCUAGCAUUGGACGUGUUUUCUGCUGCUAUUAGAUAUCUAAAAACAAAUUUGUUAGACAUGUGUAAAAGACAACACUAUUUAUUCAAUGGAGAUCAAAUAAGAUGGAUUUUAACUGUUCCAGCAUUAUGGAAUGAUCGAGCUAAACUGUUUAUGAGACAGGCAGCUAACCAGGCAGGAAUAUCACAAGGUCAACUAGAGGUUGCACUUGAACCUGAGGCAGCAUCUCUUUACUGUAUUGAAUGGAUGAAAAGAGAAACCUCAUUUGACUUAGAAAAGGGAGAAAAAGUACUUGUCCUUGACGCUGGAGGAGGUACAGUUGAUAUUGCCAUCCAUCAGAUCAAAGAAAAUGGUCGGAUACAGGAACUUCACAGGGCAAACGGAGGUGACUGGGGUGGUACUAAGGUAGACCAAGAAUUCAAACAACUCCUGAUUGAUAUUGUUGGAAAUCAGGUUUUUGAAGAAUUCAAGUUAAAAUAUCAUAAUGAUUACAUGGAUUUGUUUAGAGAUUUUGAAGUAGCUAAACGCAGGGAUUUUUCUGUUGCAGCCACUGGAAAGGUGCCAAUUCGUCUUCCAGGUACAGUUAAUGAGCUCUGUAAGGAAAUAAACAAUAAAGGUAUAAAUGAGAUAGUUUCUAUUAACAAUACAUUUAUAAACCAUAUAGAACUGAAGCGGGAUAAACUGUUAAUUGAUAUUUCUAUAUUUAAAAAACUGUUUGAAAAGACCAUAAAUGAGAUAAAAAGACAUUUACAAGAACUGUACAAGAAAAGCGAUAUCAAAGGGAUAAGAACUAUAUUCAUGGUCGGCGGUUUCUCAUGUUGUCAUCUGCUAUACGACUGUAUCCAAAAGGAGUUUCCAUCUGUGCGCGUUAAAGUUCCAAUCGAUCCAGUUUUAGCCGUAAUUAAGGGUUCAGUGAUAUAUGGACAAAGACCGGAAAUAUUUUCAUCAAGAAUAAGUGUCUACACUUACGGUAUAGAGACUACCGAACCAUUUGAUAGAAAAGAACAUCCUGCUAGCAAGAAAAUGUCAGAAGCCAUUGAUGGAAAAUAUCAUUGUGAUAAAAUCUUUUGUAUUCAUGUAAAAGAAGGUGAGACUGUAACUCUAGGAAGCUCGGUACGUAAAACAUAUAAAACCAUUGACCCAAAUCAAACUGGCAUGGACUUUAAAUUAUAUGCCACGAAGAAGAACAAUCCGAAGUUUACAGAUGAGCCUGGAUCUUUCUACGUCGGGAAGUUGAAAGUAGAUCUAUCUAGAAUUAUACCGGGAAAGAAUAAAGCAAGAGAGGUUGAAGUUGAACUUAUCUAUGGCGGUACCGAAUUAGAAGCAGUUGCAAGAGACACAAAAGCUGGGAGGGAAUUCAGAGGAAAUUUUGUUCUUGGGUCAAGAACACGAAAAGUUUCUCAUAAAAAGGAAUAAAAAAACUUUAUUUUUAUUGCAUUACUCAACUGACGUUCAGAUAGCUUAAAAGACGUUAAAUCUUCUUGCCAAUAUGAUGAUAUUAAUCUAUACAUACAUGUAUAUGUAAUAGUUUCAUUAAUAUAUGUUCAAGAUAUCAUUAAUAUCGAGUAAUACAAUGAAAAUAUUGACUAGUAAAGACAUCUUGUAACUGA